Fragaria vesca subsp. vesca is the source of this 2083-nucleotide messenger RNA. RefSeq lists its product as uncharacterized. The transcript is spliced from 8 exons. The record is from RefSeq and is a predicted model, not a curated record. Lineage: Eukaryota; Viridiplantae; Streptophyta; Magnoliopsida; Rosales; Rosaceae. The coding region runs from base 107 to 2083 and encodes 658 amino acids.
GGGCCCAUAGCUCAGAUCAGUGUGAUCAGAAGGAAGUGAACCCUCUUUCCUCUUCUUCUCCUACCUUGAAACCAGACAGAAGUUUGGAAGUGCAGGUUUACUGUGAAUGGUGAGAGAGAAAGAGGGUGAUCUGUUGUUGGAUAAGAAUUAUGAGAAGUUAUUGGGGUUAGUUCAGCUUUGUGAUGAGAAUUUGGACAAUUUUUCUGUGGAUCAAGCUAGGUCUUUGCAUAAUGUAGAUCCUCGGUGUAAGAUUUCGGAACAGAUUAGGUACCACCAAGUGGAUGAACUACUAGGUGAGCGCAAUUUGGAUGUACCAGAAACUUCGAGAAAGUCUAAGGUGACUGAGAAGGCUAAUUUGAGGAAAGGUAUGAUUGGGAAAGAGAUGAAUGGCCAUAAGGAUUCUGCUGGUCAUUUGAAUACAAAACAUACUGAAGGCCCAAGUGAUGUUAGGUAUGCUCUGAAGAAAAACAUGGCCACUAUGGAAAAAGAGGAUCGCCGAGAGAAAAAGAAUUUAGCUGUGAUGGAGAAUGUAAAAUCGGAACCUCUGAAUUUUGAUUCUUGUGGGAUGAAUGAGUGUUCCAGUAAAAGACUUCGCUCAGAGAAAUAUAACACUCAGGUACCUGUGAAAAGUGUAGUUUCAAUGGACAAUGUAAAAGUGGAAGCUCCGGAUUCUGAUUCUGGUGGGAACCAUGAGAUAAGGGAGCGUUGCAGUAAAAGACCUCGUUUAGAGGUUUCUAACACUCCAAAGAUGCUGGAAAGUUCUCUGGUGAAAAAGAAAAACAAAAGUAACAGAACUUCAUGGAGUUUUAGGAAGAAAGAAAAGAUGAAGAUAAAUACGCCUAACAAGUCUUCUUGUGUUUUGCCUGAAAAAAAGAGUGGGAUGAAGAAGAAGGUUAAUGUAAAAGCUGCACAGGCUGUUUCUAGUAGGUCAAAUGCAGUUUUUAGCAAACGAAAAGGUUCCCAGGUCCUACAUUCUUCUCGGUAUAGGCAUAAUCCUGAAUCUUUAUCUAUGCAUAUGGAUGAGACUUAUGAAGCAUUUCUAAACCUUGCUGUGGUGUCUGGCGAUCAAAUUAUAUAUACACCCGGAAAUGGUACAAGUCAUAUAUUCGAGGAGGAUAUGCAGAGUUCAUCAGAUUCAGAACAAACCAUACUAGACAAUAAUCGACUUGAUGGAUAUCGUCCCACAUAUGUGAAAACCAGGGCUGCAACUAACAAAACUUUGAGGAAGGACAUGAUGAAGAGAAAGAUGAGCUGCCCUAAAAACUACCACGCGACUUCCUCAGAUGCAGAUCUGAAUCAACAGGACAGUCAUCAACAUGAAAAAUAUCGUGCCUCAUAUGUGAAAACCAAGGCUGCAACUAACAAAACUUUGAGGAAACGCGUGAUGAAGAAAAAGAUGAACUUCCCUAAGAACUACCAAGAUACUUCAUUAAAUUCAGAUCUAAAUGAACAGGACCGUCAUCAACAUGAUGAAUAUCGUGCCUCAAAUGUACGUGAGACUUAUGAAAUACUCAAAACCUUUGAGGUGGAUGGUAAAAGCAUAAUCUAUAAGCGAAGCAAUGGUGGGCGAAAGAUAUAUGAGGAGGUACAGACUACAUCAGAUGCAGAAAUAAAUGCAGUAACAAAUGCAAUGCACAGGGAACCUCUUGACAGUUUUCGUACAAUGGAUACAGACACUGGGCACAGCAUUAAGAGUCACAACCAGUUCAGGGAAGGGCUUAUGAAGGAUCUUGGAAGGCCUUACAACCAAGAAGAGUAUCUUAACCUCUUGGAAGAUGCAUGCAAACGAGGGCCAAGUAACCUUGAGACAGACAUGUUCAAUGGAAUGGAAUCAUGUCAAACCCCAAUAGAAUAUGGAAAAACAUAUCUAGAGGUGUACAAAGAUCUAGCUGAAAAGAUUAAUGCAGCUGACGGCGAUCGCUCUAGAACUUUAAAUCUCUUACGGGGAUUGUUCUACUGGCUGAAAAACAUGCCUGAGGAAGGAAGCUUUAUUCCUUGGAAAGACAAAAGAUGUUUAAAGGCGUUUCUGCAGCCUUAUGAAAAUAGGGGUCAGCCGAGCUACAAACGGAAAGCCUUGCGUUAA